Belonocnema kinseyi is the source of this 4005-nucleotide messenger RNA. RefSeq lists its product as uncharacterized. The record is from RefSeq and is a predicted model, not a curated record. The transcript has 7 exons. The coding region runs from base 134 to 3883 and encodes 1249 amino acids. Lineage: Eukaryota; Metazoa; Arthropoda; Insecta; Hymenoptera; Cynipidae.
GGUUUCGUUUGUUUAGAACGUUUGCAUUGGACUUGGAGGUGGAACCAGUUUGUAAUGAAGAGGAAUGAAGCAAUGUUGAUCAAGUAAAUCUUGUCUUUUCCAUGGAAAUUACUUAUAUUCACGAUAAUUGAAAAUGGACUUGGCACAACAAGAUUCAGAUGUCAUCCAGAAGGAGAUGGAUGAAAUUCCUACUAUUAUUGAAUCCGAAGAACUGGAAGUUAUUGAAGUAAUCGAAUAUUAUGCCACGGAUCCUGAAGAUCCUGAUAAUGAAAAUUCUUUAGAAUCCACAGAGAAAAAAUCUGAGGAAUCUAUCGAGACACAAAAAAAUACAAUACAAAACAUCUGUACCGAAAACUUAGAGAACAAAAAUGAAAACGUUCCUGUAAUUACAUACAAAAAUCGUAGCCCCGUGACUUAUCGGAAACGAUGCCGGGUUCCUCAUUGUCCGAAAAAAUGUUACUUGCAAAUAAGUAAAGAAAAGCAAAAACUUAUAUUUAAGAGUUACUGGUCCGAUGAAUCUAAUACUGGAAGAAAAAGGUUUUUAAAUCAGAUGAUAAGUAUGAAACCAGGACCAAAUUUUUUUGGUAAAUUUCCUCGCACAUCAAAGUACGAUAUUACAUUUUAUUUAGAUGCGGAUAACGGACGUACAGAGUUUUGUAGAAGUUGUUUCACUAAUAUCCUUAACGAAAGGGAUAGUGUUGUCACACUAAUUUUAGAGGACAAGUUUCGUGAACUUUUUAAAUGGAAAGAACAGCGUUAUCACCUACUUAAUAAAAACAAAAACGCAACAAUAAAGAAUGCGCUCUCCUCAGAAAAUGCUGAAACUUUUUCACCAAGAGCCAUAGGCUUGACAAUUUUCGGUAAUUUGAAACCACCGUCGUUCAAGCCUUAUAAAAGCCAUUGUGGCUUGAGGCUAACUGUAGAUGAUCAAUACCGAAUAUUUAAGUCAUAUUGGAAAAACUCAACAUUUGAAUCAAGAUUUACAUUCAUAAAUGAAGCUGCAGUAUUUACAAAAAUGCCUCCUGCUAAACAAUAUAGUUCCAAAUUCUUUUUGAAUACAGAGAAAGGUUAUCAAAAAGUUUGCACAACUUGUUUUCGUUUUAUUCUUGGAGAGUCAUGGAUUGCAAUAAAAAUAAUUUUAGAUGAUAAAUGGAGAGAAGCGAGUAAGUUUGAUGAACCAGUAGAGGAUCGUACAGAGGAGUGGAUUGCAUUUGUAAAUCGUGAAGGUAAACGUCAGAAAAUCAUUAAAAGUUUGCAAUUGCAAGGCAAAUUGGUGGAAACUGUUAAGCCCAAAAUUAGUAAUGAAUCUGAGAGAACCUGUGUUGUAAAGGAAGAAAUAGAUCUUGGAUAUAGUGACUCGGAAUCUCAGCUUGUAAAAAUCGAGAAAAAAUCUGAGGCUGGACUUCAAAAAAUUGUCGAAAAACAGACGAAAAGAAGGCAACCUCUAAGGAAUGCAAUGUCCAUGUCAUUAGGAGAGAAAGAAUUUACCAACGAGGAUUGCGAUACCGAAAAAAUAUCUGAAAUUGGACUAUCAAAAAUUGUGGUUCCAAGCCAAAAGCAAGAUAAAAAGAAUCCAGUUUUAUAUCAAAGAAUAAGAAAACCUACUAAAAAGCCUUUUGAAACCAAGAAAAUAUCUGAGAUUGAACUUGCAGAAAUUGUGGUUCCAAGCCAAAAGCAAGAUGAAAAAAAGACACCAGUUUCAGAUGAAAUAUUACAAAACGUAACAAGAAUGAGAGAAUAUACUAAAGAGUAUUGCAAAACCGGGAGCACGCAAGAAACUCUGCCAGAAUUUUCAAAUUACAAUCAUCUGUUGCUUCAAGAUGCAAUGGAAGAUAUCACGGCUAAUAAAUUAAAGAAAGGUUGGACCCGAUUGCCUCUUUGUAAAAAUAAAUGUGCCAAUCAUGUGACUGAACAAGAUCAAGCACGUAUUUUCGAAACUUACCGAACAAAUGCAACAACGUUUUCAAGAUACAAAUAUAUAAAUGAUUUGGUAGAUAUCAUACCAUUCAACCGAAUGCAGAAUACUACUAAACACUUUCGACCAAGAACAUUCUUGUCUUAUUACUAUCUCGAUACUGAGAAAGGUCGACACAAAGUUUGCAUAUCUUGUUUUUGUACUGCGAUUGACGAACAGCGUGCUUUCGUAACAAUAGCUUUGCGAGAAAAGAAAAGGUCUGCCUUAAAGGAAUACAAACAAUCGAAAUACGAGCAACUGGCAAUAAUGAAAAAAGAAAGCAAUUCAACAGACGAAUUUGCCAAUAUACUCGACAUUAAUUAUGAUUCCUCUUCAACAAUCGCCGAGGAAAAACUUGAAGACGAAACGAGGGACCAAAUGUCAGUUAAGGAUCUGAUUAAACAUAUGAUUGAAACCGACGCGUUACAAAAAUCUAGACUACUUACAUAUAUGAACAUUGAAAGAUUUGUCACUAAAGAGCAUUUAGAGGAAGUAGAAAAACACAUAAACAAAUUUCCCUGCUGCGAAAGUCACAACUUUAAUGAUCAACAUUCUGGAACAUGUCUACCAAUGGGCUUGACAAUGGAAAUUGCCUAUGAUCUUUACAUAUCGGAGGUACCCUACCCAGUUGAUUUCGAUACGUAUGAAGAAAUUCUGAAACAGCGUGACAUCAAAUUCAAACCCGAAUUGCUAGGCAAAUGUGAAAUAUGUCAUUAUACUGCAAAAUAUGCCAAAAAUCAUCCCACCGAGAGAAAUAUAAUUACCAGCCUUCGGAUGUCUCACCUUGAUGAAUUCAAAGAAGCUGAAAAAUCUAAAUUUCAGGAUUUGAAUAUAAAAGCACGUCCAUACUUGGUUUGCACAUUCGGUUUCCAGCAGAGUUUACCGACUCCAUUUUUAUCAAUUCCCAAAGCAUUUUACAAGCAACCACUGUGGACCUACAACUUUGUGGUUCAGCAACUUGUAAAGAACAAGGGAAGUUUGAAGGACUCUAAUUUCUACAUGUGGCAUGAAGCUGUCGGGAAAAAGACAGCCAAUGAAAUGGCAUCUUGUUUAUUCAAAUAUCUUGAAGAUUUGCCUUGCCAUAUUAAAACCGUCGUAUUUUAUUCCUCCUCCAACAAAGGAAAAAGUAGAAGCAAAGCACUCGCGAUGAUGUUCAUAAAUUUAAUUCAUAAUCACAAAACCCUCGAGUGUAUCGAUCACAAGUUUCUGGUUGAUGGGCACCCUGUAGUGGAGGAGAAUGCCGAAACUUGUUGGACCUCGAAAAUUGUGCAGAGAAAUCUCGGGAAAGUUCAGCAACCAAAGGAUUGGUACAAUGCUUUUACUGAACCGGUAAGUUCAAAUAUCCAUCCGAAAGUUGUGACUAUGACGCCAGAGAUGUUUUACGAGUUUGAGGGUAUGGGGAAUAAUAUUUUUAAAUCUUGUAUCAAUGAUAAAAUUAAAUGGCUACGAUUUACCAGAAAUGGGAUUUUUUACAAAACUACUUUGAGCCGCACUAAGACAUUUAGAGUUAUGAAUUUAAAAUGUUAUUCGCCAUUAAACGAAGGAAUUUGGAAUAGUUGCAAAAAAGACCUUUGUCAAGUUGGUAUUACUCCUAUAACGAGGAAGAGGAAAAACGACCUACUGGAUCUCGUAAAUUUGAUGUCUCCAGUUUUACCUGGAGUUAAGAAGUUUUACGCGUCGUUACUUACUCGAGAAGAAAUCGAUGAACGAUUGCCAACAAAAAGAAAGUUACAGAAAAUUGAUCAGAAAAAAAACGAAUCUCUUUUGAGGGGAACAUGCAUUGUUAAAGAAGAAGAAAUAGAUUUCGAAAAUGGUGACCUUCAAAGUCGAAUUGAGGAAGAGGAACCACCUAAGAAAAUGCUGAAGGAAGUAAAUGACAUUGAUUCUAUUAAUUUUGAACACAUUGAGAUCAAAGAGGAAUAUUAUUGAAGUCUAAGAAAGUGGUAAUAAUAUAAAUAUGUUAAACUGUUUAUUUCCAUAUGUUAUAAAUAUUAUCUAUAGAUGUAAAUAUAUUUAAAAAUAUUUUCUAAUAAAAUGAUUUGUGAUUUUUA